Molecule: messenger RNA, 3800 nt
Organism: Tarenaya hassleriana
Lineage: Eukaryota; Viridiplantae; Streptophyta; Magnoliopsida; Brassicales; Cleomaceae
Product: importin beta-like SAD2
Exons: 22
Coding region: 221-3343 (1040 amino acids)
Biological process (GO): protein import into nucleus
Cellular component (GO): nuclear envelope; cytosol
Molecular function (GO): small GTPase binding
Source: RefSeq, a predicted model, not a curated record
CUCUCUCCUCCCUCGCCAACUAUCUUCCCCUUCUUCUUCCUCCUCCUCCCUCUCUCGCUCUCUCCCUCUCUCUUUCGCUCUAAAACCCUAGGUAAGCUCUUCUGAAUCUCCUGACUCAAUUGAGCUCUCUCUAGGGUUUUAGGCGCGAAAACUCGAUUCUAUCUCUUCGAUCUUCUCUUGCCUUAUCCAGAUUUUGUCCGAGUGUUCGAACUUACUGGGAAUGGAUCUGCCUAAUCUCGCCGUGAUCCUUCGAGCCGCCGCUCUCAGCCCUAAUCCCGAUGAGCGCAAGGCCGCUGAGCAGAGCCUUAAUCAGUUACAGUACACGCAGCAACAUCUAGUGAGGCUAUUGCAGAUCGCUGUGGAUGGCAAUUGUGACAUGGCAGUGCGUCAAAUUGCUAGUAUUAACUUCAAAAAUUUCAUUGCUAAGAACUGGGCUCCUGAAGAUUCUGGUGAGCAGCAGAAAAUUUUGCCUAGUGACAAAGAUUUGGUGAGGGACAACAUCCUUGUCUAUGUCACCCAAGUUCCCCCCUUGCUCAGAUCACAACUUGGAGAGUGCCUCAAGACCAUCAUUUAUGCUGACUACCCAGAACAAUGGCCACAUCUUCUGGAUUGGGUGAAACACAACCUGCAAAAUCAGCAAAUCUAUGGAGCUUUGUAUGUUUUGCGGAUACUCUCUAGGAAAUAUGAGUUCAAAUCAGAUGAGGAGAGGACACCAGUUUACCGCAUUGUGGAGGAGACAUUUCCUCACCUUCUGACUAUUUUUAAUGGGCUUGUCCAGUUAGCCAAUCCUUCAUUGGAGAUAGCAGAAUUUAUGAAGCUGAUAUGCAAAAUAUUUUGGUCAUGCAUCUAUCUAGAGCUCCCAAGACAAUUAUUUGAUCCAAACGUGUUCAAUGCUUGGAUGGUUCUGUUCAUAAGUGUUUUGGAGCGUCCUGUUCCGGAUGAAGGCCAGCCUUUGGAUCCUGAGCUAAGAAAAUCAUGGGGCUGGUGGAAGGUCAAGAAAUGGACUGUGCACAUCUUAAACAGGCUCUAUAGCCGGUUUGGAGAUCUAAAACUUCAAAGUCCGGAAAACAAAGUCUUCGCACAAAUGUUUCAAAAGAAUUAUGCAGGCAGAAUUUUGGAAUGUCAUUUAAAUUUGCUUAAUACUAUUCGUGUUGGAGGUUACCUUCCUGACAGAGUUACCAAUCUUAUCCUUCAGUACCUAAGCAACAGUAUCUCGAAGAAUAGUAUGUACAAUUUGCUGCAGCCUCGAUUGGAUGUUCUGCUGUUUGAGAUUGUUUUUCCUCUAAUGUGCUUUAACGACUCCGACCAGAAGCUUUGGGAUGAAGACCCACAUGAAUAUGUGAGAAAAGGUUAUGAUAUCAUCGAAGACUUGUACAGUCCGCGUACAGCAUCCAUGGACUUUGUAAAUGAGUUGGUUCGAAAACGUGGGAAAGACAAUCUUCCAAAGUUAGUUCAGUUUAUUGUUGGGAUCUUCAGGAGUUAUGAUGAAGCUCCAGCAGAAUAUAAACCUUAUCGUCAAAAGGAUGGUGCGCUACUUGCUGUUGGAGCUCUUUGUGACAAAUUGAAACAGAUUGAGCCCUAUAAAUCUGAACUAGAGCGUAUGCUGGUUCAACAUAUUUUUCCUGAAUUCAGCAGUCCUGUGGGACAUCUUAGAGCGAAGGCUGCAUGGGUUGCAGGCCAGUAUGCCCACAUCAGCUUUUCAGAUCAAAACAAUUUCCGUAAAGCGUUGCAUAGUGUUAUCAUGGGAUUGCGAGAUCCCGACCUUCCCGUUCGUGUUGAUUCAGUUUUUGCUUUGCGCUCAUUUGUUGAGGCAUGCAAGGAUUUGAAUGAGAUACGCCCUAUCCUCCCCCAAUUACUUGAUGAGUUUUUCAAACUUAUGAAUGAGGUUGAAAAUGAAGACCUUGUUUUUACCUUGGAAACGAUCGUUGAUAAGUUUGGGGAAGAGAUGGCUCCUUAUGCUUUCGGGUUAUGUUCAAGCCUGGCUAAUGCAUUUUGGAAGUGUUUAAACACGUCAGAAGCCAAUGAUGAAUCUGAUGACUCAGGAGCUUUAGCUGCCGUCGGCUGUUUGCGUGCCAUAAGUACAAUUUUAGAAUCAGUUAGCAGUCUUCCUCAGCUUUUUGUUGAGGUAGAACCAACGUUGCUUCCUAUAAUGCGUAGAAUGCUGACAAGUGAUGGCCAAGAGGUGUUUGAAGAAGUUUUGGAAAUUGCUUCAUAUAUGACCUUUUAUUCACCUAGCAUUUCCUUGGAAAUGUGGACUCUCUGGCCAUUGAUGGUGGAGGCAUUGGUCGACUGGGCAAUUGAUUUCUUUCCAAAUCUUUUGGUUCCGAUGGACAACUUUAUAUCGAGGGGAACUGCUCAUUUUCUGACUUGCAAGGAGCCUGAUUAUCAGCAAAGUCUAUAUAAAGUUCUUUCAACUCUUAUGACUGACAAGAACAUCGAAGACAGUGAUAUUGAGCCUGCCCCAAAACUUAUCGAAGUUGUUUUCCAGAAUUGCAAAGGGCAGGUGGAUCAUUGGGUUGAACCAUAUCUGCGAAUAACAAUUGAUCGAUUGCAAAGAGCUGAGAAGCCAUACUUAAAAUGUCUUCUUGUACAAGUGAUUGCGAAUGCACUUUAUUACAAUCCAGCUUUGACACUUGGUAUAUUGCAUAACAUGGGAGUGGCUUCAAAAAUCUUUGAUCUCUGGUUCCAGAUGUUGCAACAAAAGAAAAAGAGUGGCCUACCAGCGAACUUCAAAAGGGAGCAUGAUAAAAAGGUCUGCUGCUUGGCUUUGAUUUCUUUGCUUGCUCUCCCUGCUGGUCAGUUACCAGAUGAAGCUCUGCAGCGUGUGUUCAAAGCAACCCUUGACCUUCUUGUUGCAUACAAGGAUCAACUUGUCGAAGCUGCAAAGGAUGCAGCGGCUGAUUAUGAGGAUGAUAUGAAUGGAUUCCAGACCGACGAUGAAGAUGAUGGUGAUGGGUCUGAUGGUGAGAUGGGGAUGGAUGAUGUCGAGGAUGGAGAUGAAGCAGACAACAUUAAACUGCAGAAGUUAGCCGCCCAGACAAAGGCCUUCCGCCACAAUGAUGAUGAAGAUGAUGAGGACGACUCUGAUUAUGACGAUGAUUAUAGUGAUGAUGAGGAGUUCCAGUCACCCAUCGAUGAGGUGGAUCCCUUUAUCUUAUUUGUGGACACAAUCAGAGUCAUCCAAGCAUCAGAUGCGGAAAGGUUCCAGAAACUUAACCAAUCACUAGACUUCCAUUAUCAGGCACUGGCGAAUGGCAUAGCCCAGCAUGCAGAGCAGAGAAGGGUGGAGAUCGAAAAGGAGAAACAACAGAAGUCUGCUGCUGCUGCUGCAACUGUUCCAUGAUUCUAAGCUUGAAUCGAACUGGGUUAAUGGGUCUACCUCAAGCAAAUUCUUUCGUGACUAUAGGAACGGGGGAAUUUCAAAACGUUAAGAGGUUCUUCAAACAAGCAGAGUGUGGACUUCUAAACCGUGUGGUUGACGGUUCAAGGUUUGCUGUCUGCCGAGGCUUACGAGUCUCUUUAUGGUCGGAAGAUGUACUUCCGACCAUUCUUUGUGUGUUGUCUUUUUUUUUUCGGGACUUCUCUUUCAGUUUCCUUUCUUCACGCUAUUGGAUUUUAGCUUCUCAUUGGGUGGGGGGUUGUACACAUAAAUGUUUGUAGGGUUUUUUAUGGUCGGAUUCAUGAACAGUUUUGGAGGAUGGGUUCCCUCUUUCUUUCUUUUUUGUCUUGGUGCACUUUUUUUGUGACUUGGCGAAGUGUAAACGUAGGACAUUUACUUGGAUUAUGAUCUCACGGGUAAA